GAAAACAACGCUGUGAAACAAUAAGAAUGAAAGUUUGUUGAAAACAAAUUUAAAAAACUGUAUUUCAGUGUUGUCUUUCCUCCUCAACUACUCCUUUAUUGUUGCCGUCUACCUUGUGUGCGCUAAGGACAUGGAACUUGAACAAAACAAAUAUAUCUGAGGGGAGACCAAAUAUCCAUUCCAUAAAAUUACUACAAACAAUGAUUUUAGAGAUGUUUCUCUUGCAGAUACUUUCAAAGAGCUAUCGGGGGUUUAUCAUUGUGAUGACCUUUUUGUUUUAUACGUGCUAUCACAUGUCAAGAAAACCAAUCAGUAUUGUCAAGGGGCAACUACACAGGAACUGCUCAGCUCUCCCCAGUCCUCCAAAUAUUUCUGCAAAUGACACAACAUGGUGCAGCUGGGCUCCUUUUGAAAACUCAAAUUAUAAAGAGCUUCUUGGAUCUUUGGACACAGCCUUCUUAGUUUCCUAUGCAAUUGGAAUGUUUUUCAGUGGCAUAUUUGGGGAACGCCUGCCCUUGCGGUACUACCUUUCAGGAGGCAUGAUCAUUUGUGGGAUAUUCACUUCUUUCAUGGGACUUGGCUAUUACUGGAAUAUUCAUGCGCUCUGGUAUUAUAUAUUGUUUCAGAUAUUGAAUGGUUUGGCACAAACAACAGGAUGGCCUUCGGUGGUCACAUGCAUGGGAAACUGGUUUGGAAAAGGGAAGAGGGGCUUUAUCAUGGGUAUCUGGAAUUCCCACACUGCUGUUGGCAACAUACUGGGUUCAUUAAUUGCAGGGGCUUUUGUUUCAACUGCCUGGGGCCUGUCCUUCAUCGUGCCAGGAAUAAUAAUUGCUGCCUUUGGCAUAUUUUGUUUUUUUUUCCUUGUUGAAUAUCCAGAAGAUGUUGGCUGCACACCUCCACAACAGCCAGAAGACACAAAGGAGAACUUGGAAGAUAUGCCAGUGUCAUAUAACAGCACUGAUACCAUUUGUAAGUCCACUGAAAGCAAUGAGGAUGAUUCUGGCAAUGCACACACUGAAACUGAGCACCCACAAGCCAUCAGUUUUUUUGGAGCUCUGCGAAUCCCUGGAGUUGUUGAAUUCUCUCUCUGUUUGCUGUUCGCAAAAUUGGUCAGUUACACGUUCCUUUACUGGCUACCUCUUUACAUUGCAAAUGAUGCUCAGUUUGAUCCCAAAGCAGCUGGGGACCUCUCCACGCUAUUUGAUGUUGGGGGCAUAAUUGGUGGAAUUUUGGCUGGUGGCAUUUCGGAUUACACUGGUAAAAGUGCCAUAACAUGCACAAUAAUGCUUAUUUUGACAGCUCCAAUGUUGUUCAUUUACAAUUAUUUGGGGCAAACAGGAGUAUCAACCACCGUUGCAAUGUUGAUUGUAUGUGGCAUAUUGGUUAAUGGACCAUAUUCCCUUAUCACGACAGCUGUGUCUGCAGAUCUGGGUACACAUGAAUCACUUCAGGGUAAUGCCAAAGCUUUGUCAACAGUCACUGCAAUUAUUGACGGUUCAGGAUCAAUAGGUGCUGCUCUAGGACCUUCACUUGCAGGUGUUCUCUCUUCAAGAGGGUGGAACUAUGUCUUCUACAUGUUAAUAGCAGCUGAUAUUUGUGCAUGUUUGUUGUUGGUACGCUUGGUAUAUAAGGAAAUAAGGACACUAUGUGGAGGCAUGAGAAAAAGCUACACUGAAAUGUGAUUGUCGUUUUACCUGCAAGAGGAGCCUGGAUCAAUUUAGAAUACUUUGCUGGCAGGAUCAGCCCACAUGCUGCUAUUUUAAAGACAGAAGAUGUUUAAAUGAUUUUACACAUAGCAUAAUUGUAUUAGGGCUAUUGUUUGCUAGGCAUUUUGAUAAUCACUACUCAGUAGCAUUAGUCAAUACAUUGGGGAUUACUGCAGGUCAUGUCCCCUCGACAGCAAUCAGAAAUCACAAAACAUCUUUCCUUUGCUAGAAAUUUAUCGUACGAUUAGGGCAACAAUCUCAGGUGGUGGAUAUACUAGAAACCUGCAAACAGCUCUUGAUCUAAGGGCUGCUAUUUUGAGUAGCAGCGUCUAAAAGCCUAGUGUGCCAUAACCCUUAGGUACUUCAGGGGUUAAUCACCAUUUUACAGAUUUUACAUACAGAAUUCUUUGGUUGUACAUAAAUAAAAACAUUUUCUUUGCAAUCAA
This is a messenger RNA of Xenopus tropicalis (tropical clawed frog), 2152 nucleotides long. It is a transcript of the gene slc37a2, whose product is annotated as solute carrier family 37 (glucose-6-phosphate transporter), member 2. Gene Ontology annotation, cellular component: membrane; endoplasmic reticulum membrane. The record is from RefSeq and is a predicted model, not a curated record. The coding region runs from base 201 to 1682 and encodes 493 amino acids. Gene Ontology annotation, biological process: glucose-6-phosphate transport; transmembrane transport. NCBI's taxonomy places the organism in Eukaryota, Metazoa, Chordata, Amphibia, Anura, Pipidae. The transcript is spliced from 18 exons. Gene Ontology annotation, molecular function: transmembrane transporter activity; glucose 6-phosphate:phosphate antiporter activity.